UCUUUUUUGGGAGGAGAGACAGAAGAAAGCAGAAGGCAGCCGGGGAAGGGGAAAAACUGGCAAUAGCCAAUCCCCCCUUCCACACAUAGUCUGGACACGACGGAGGCCACUGGAGUAUUUGCUUUUAUCUUUCGUUUUUUGUUCUUUUUUUUUCUCAUCGCGCUGCUGGGAGGUGCUUUACCUUUUCAUUUGCUUGCUCUCUCGGUCCUCUGUCUUCUCAUCUAUUUCGCCAUUUACCUGGUCAACAAUUUCUUCUAUUUAUGAGCCAAACAAGGAGGGAGAGAUUGAGAGAGGCAGAGAGACAGAGAAAAAGAGAAAGAGGAGGGGGAUUUAUUUUUUUUGCCCCCUUAUUCUCUUUUUGUCCCCUUCGUUCAUUCCUCCCUCCCUCUCCAUCGCUAUCACUUGCAGCCCUUUCUAUCCCUGUGCAACCCACGCUCCCUCCUCCCCUACUGCCUCCCUCCUCCUCCCCUACCGCCUCCCUCCUCCUCCUCCUCUCCACCACACCACUCCGCUCACUGUCCACCCGUAACUUUGGCUACUUUUUUGAUUCCACCAGUGUUUUAAUUUCCUUACUUAAAAAACCCCAACUCUUUUAAUUGGCUUGCUUGUAUUUUCUAUUUACGCCUUUUUUUUCACUUUUGUACCUUUUCCUAUCCCCCCCCCCCCUUCUCUUUUUUUCCUCCUACCAUCCUAUGCAUCUUUUUUGGGCGAUUCUUAAUUCUAACCAUAGACUGGCGGACGUCAGAAAAGCACGCAACGCCAAACGUCUCUUCGGAGGAGCGAAGGGGAGAACAGAAGUGAAGCUGCUCCUGUGGAGUACAAUUAACUCGAAAUUGCUGCUUUACCCUCUUGACCCGUCGAGGAUUUUACCUAAAACUGCUUUCAGCCUCCCUCAGUCUGAGGCUAUGAGAGGGAGAGAGGAGUCCCAGGCCGCACCAUCAUGCUACUUCUGAGAUGCUGGGAUGAGACUUUGGCUGGCAAAACACAAGGUAUUACCCUCCCACUCCUCCACCAUGCCUGUCUGCGGCUGCCGCAGCCCCUCCUCGCCUCGGGGCCAAGCUGGGGCCUCCUGCUCCGCCCCCUCGGUCGCCCAGGAGCAGGAGAGGCCAGUCCGACCCCCACCUCCACCCCCGCCUCCGUCGCUCCGGCGCCACACCAGCGCCUCCCGCCUCCUCUCGCUUCUUCUCCUGCUGCUCUGCCUUCUCCACCUGCCCCCGGCCUGCCACUCGCGGCGAGAGAAAGGCGGGGGAGGUGGUGGUGCGGGGGGAGGCGGUGGUGGCGGCGGCGGCGCCCACUACAUCCCCAUCCCCCAACCCCCUCCCCACCACAUGGCCCUGCCCAACAUCCUGCGCGGCCUCAGCAUCGCCGUCGUCCUGGUGGGCAACUCCAGCGAGGUGGCGCUGGCCGGGGCGCGGGAGAAGGAUGACUUCCUGCACAUGGCGCCCAACGUGGAGGUGCUGACCAUGAACGAGACGGACCCUAAAAGCAUCAUCAAGAGCAUCUGUGACCUCAUGACGGAGCACUGGCUGCAGGGCGUGGUGUUUGGGGACGACACCGACCAGGAGGCCAUCGCCCAAAUCCUCGACUUCAUCUCCGCCCAGACCCACAUCCCCAUCCUCGGAGUCCGCGGGGGCUCCUCCAUGAUCAUGGCCGCCAAGGAUGACGACUCCAUGUUCUUUCAGUUCGGCCCCUCCAUCGAGCAGCAGGCCUCGGUCAUGCUAAACAUCAUGGAGGAGUACGACUGGUACAUCUUCUCCAUCGUCACCACGUACUACCCGGGUUACCAGGACUUUGUCACCAAGAUCCGUAGCACCAUCGAGAACAGCUUCGUGGGCUGGGAACUGGAGGAAGUUCUACUGCUCGACAUGUCCGUAGACGACGGAGAUUCGAAGAUCCAAAACCAGCUGAAGAAGCUGCAGAGCCCCGUCAUUCUUCUCUACUGCACAAAAGAAGAGGCCAACACCAUCUUUGAGGUGGCCCACUCUGUUGGGAUCACGGGCUACGGCUACACGUGGAUAGUGCCCUCGCUGGUAGCUGGAGACACUAUUGUAGUGCCUGCAGAGUUCCCCACAGGUCUGCUCUCCGUCUCCUAUGACGAGUGGGACUACAACCUGGAGGCCCGCGUUCGCGACGGCGUGGCCAUCAUCACUAUGGCAACCUCCACCAUGAUGAUGGACCGCGGACCUCACACUUUGCUGAAGUCUGAGUGCCACGGAGCUCCGGACAAGAAGACCCCCAUCUCAGGCAACCCCAACGAAGUGCUCAGGUACCUGAUGAAUGUGACUUUCGAGGGUCGAAAUCUGUCGUUCAGCGAGGACGGAUACCAGAUGCACCCCCAGCUGGUCAUCAUUCUGCUCAACAAGGAGAGACAGUGGGAGAGGGUGGGUAAAUGGGAGAAUGGUUCCCUGUCCAUGAAGUACCACGUGUGGCCUCGCUAUGAACUAUAUGGGGGGGCAGCGACCAGGGAGGACGACCACCUGUCCAUCGUGACGUUGGAGGAGGCUCCGUUCGUCAUCGUGGAAGACGUGGAUCCGCUCAGCGGGACGUGCAUGAGGAACACUGUACCCUGCCGGAAACAGAUCAAAAUCCUCAAUCAGACGAAGGAUUCUGGGAUCUACAUAAAGCGCUGCUGUAAGGGAUUCUGCAUCGACAUCCUGAAGAAGAUCGCCAAGCAGGUGAAGUUCACCUACGACCUUUACCUGGUCACUAACGGCAAACACGGCAAGAAGAUCAACGGGACAUGGAACGGCAUGGUGGGAGAGGUGGUGUUGAAAAACGCCCACAUGGCCGUCGGCUCCUUGACCAUCAACGAGGAGAGGUCGGAGGUCAUCGACUUCUCCGUCCCCUUCAUCGAGACGGGUAUCAGCGUCAUGGUGUCCCGUAGCAACGGCACCGUUUCCCCCUCGGCCUUCUUAGAGCCCUUCAGUGCGGAUGUGUGGGUGAUGAUGUUCGUGAUGCUGUUGCUGGUGUCAGCAAUGGCUGUGUUUAUAUUCGAGUACUUCAGCCCUGUGGGCUACAACCGCUGUCUGGCUGACGGCAGAGAGCCUCACGGCCCAUCCUUCACCAUCGGUAAGGCCAUCUGGCUGCUGUGGGGUCUGGUCUUUAACAACUCUGUGCCAGUGCAGAACCCCAAAGGCACGACCAGUAAGAUCAUGGUGUCCGUGUGGGCCUUCUUUGCUGUCAUCUUCCUGGCCUCCUACACUGCCAACCUGGCUGCUUUCAUGAUCCAGGAGGAAUAUGUGGACCAGGUAACUGGUCUCUCAGACAAAAAGUUCCAGAGUCCCAACGACUUCUCGCCUCCGUUUCGGUUCGGCACUGUCCCAAACGGGAGUACGGAGAGAAACAUUAGGAACAACUAUCCAGAAAUGCACGCCUACAUGACAAAGUUUCAUCAGAGAAAUGUCAACGAGGCCCUGGCCUCUCUCAAGGCUGGCAAACUAGAUGCUUUCAUUUACGACGCGGCCGUGCUGAACUACAUGGCCGGCAGGGACGAGGGCUGCAAGCUGGUGACCAUUGGCAGCGGCUACAUCUUUGCCACCACGGGGUACGGCAUCGCCAUCCAGAAGGAGUCGCUCUGGAAGAGACAUGUGGACCUGGCCAUCCUGCAGCUCUUCGGAGACGGUGAGAUGGAGGAGCUGGAGUCCCUGUGGCUGACGGGGAUCUGCCACCACGAGAAGAACGAGGUGAUGUCCAGCCAGCUGGAUGUGGACAACAUGGCCGGUGUCUUCUACAUGCUCGGCGCCGCCAUGGCUCUGUCGCUCAUCACCUUCAUCUGCGAGCACUGGUUCUACUGGCAGCUGCGCUUCUGCUUCAUGGGCGUCUGCUCCGGCCAGCCCGGCUUCGUCUUCUCCAUCAGCAGGGGCAUCUACAGCUGUAUCCACGGUGUGCAGAUUGAGGAGAAGAGCAGCUCGGCAUUGAACUCCCCAUCAGCCACUAUGAACAACACGCAUUCCAACAUUAUGCGCCUCCUACGCACCGCCAAGAACAUGGCCUCCCUGUCGGGGGUGAACGGCUCACCCCACAGCGCUCUGGACUUCAUCCGCCGGGAAUCCUCGGUUUAUGACAUCUCUGAACACCGGCGCAGCUUGGCGGGCCACUCCGACUGCAAGCCACCUUACAUCCCGGAAGACAACAUGUUCAGCGACUACAUCAGUGAGGUGGAGAGGACGUUUGGCAACCUCCACCUGAAGGACAGUAAUCUGUACCAGGACCACUACCUGCACCACCAUGGCUCAACACUGGGGCUCAGCGGACCGGCUCCCAACAGGCCCCACAGUCUGGGCAGUGCUAGUUCUCUGGAGGGGGGCAUGUUCGACUGUGACAGCCUGGGCGGAGGGAUGGCCCCUAUUUUCACCACCCAGCCAUGCUCAGCACUGACCCACAGGAACAUGAGCAAGUUUGACCUGCUGUCUGGACAGACUCCCCCCUCGAGCCAGAGCUUUAAGGGAGGCCUGCCGGACCUGUACGGGAAGUUCUCCUUCAAGGGAGGCGCCUCAAGUUCCACGUUUAUCCCUGGGCACGGCUACUGUGGAGGGAGAGGCGAUGACGAUGGGAAUAUACGCUCAGAUGUCUCGGACAUUUCCACGCACACAGUAACUUAUGGGAACCUGGAGGGUAAUGCCAAGAAGCGCAAACAGUACCGCGAUAGCCUGAAAAAGAGGCCGGCCUCUGCCAAGUCCAGACGGGAGCUGGACGAGAUUGAGCUGGGCUACAGGAGGAAACCCUACCACAUCAGCCACCACCAUUACCACGGCCACCGCUCUACCUCCCCACCGCUUUUGCCCGCUGAACGGAAGAGAGGAGGAGGAGGAGGAGGAGGUGGAGGAGGCAACAACGACGGGAACUCCUAUCUCUUCAGAGAAAAGGAGAGCGUUAGGGAUUUUUAUUUGGACCAGUUUCGGCCCAAAGAGGGCGUCCCUCAGUGGGAACACGUGGACCUGACAGAGGGCCCUGGGAGUAGAGAUGGAGGAGUGCCGACCUGCACCACCCUGGUUCCAGUGGAUGACUUUCUUAAGGGCAAACCCAAAAAGUCAGAUUCAAAGAGUGGGGGAGGAUCUGGGCUAGCAGGGGGAGAGUGGGAGUGCAGGAACUGCCGGGCUAGCGGGGGAGGAGUGGGCAAGCAGAUGUCCAUGCAUGGAGGAGGGGGUGGUGGUGUUGGGUACGGUGGUGGUAUGAGCUGCGGGUCCUCUGGAGGCGGAGGAAACAGCCGCCCCAGCUCUGCGACCUGCAUGCGCUGCGAGGGCUGUAAAAAGACAGGAAACCUCUACGAUAUCAGCGAGGACAACAACCACCUCUUGGAACAGAUGGGGGGAGGGAAAGGCGGGGGAGGAGGAGGAGGCGGCGGCGGCAUGGGUGCAGGCCCUCAGUCUCAACCUCAGGGCCAGCCGAGGAGAAAGAGUGGAGGAUUGGGCAAACAACUGAGGCGGCAGCACUCGUAUGACGCGUUUGUGGACCUUCAGAAAGAGGAGUCAGGUGGGAUGGGAAGUCUGAUGGGCCUAGGGGGCGUUGGAGGGAUGAGCGGCGCGGGUAUGGGAGGGAUGCUGCCCCCACCCAGGAGUGUUAGCUUGAAGGAGAAAGAACGCUACAUGGAGGGCUCCAGCCCCUUCGCAAACAUAUUUGAGCGUCACGGGGGCUCGGAGAGAGAAAGGGAAAGAGACCGGGACCCAUUGUUUUACGCAGGUGAGGGCCGGAAAAGACCCGGCUCGCCAUUCGGCCUGUUCAGAGGCGGCGAGGGCCUCCACCGCCGCUCCAUCGGAGAGAGAGACAUGCGAGACCGGGACAGGUCUUUGAUGGAAGGAGGAGGUGGGGGAGGGUUCUCUUUAUCCAAAUCUCUUUACCCCGACAGGGUAAACCAAAACCCCUUUAUACCCACCUUUGGGGACGACCAGUGUCUGAUGCACGGAGCCAAACAGUAUUACAUGAAAAAGCAACAGCAGCAGCAGCAGCAGCAGCAGCAGCAACAAGUUGCCAAAAACAGCCGAAGUGACUUCAGGAGCCAGAUGAGCACGACGUCAUAUCUGCCGGCGUCCGCCACGGCCGGGGUGAUGUCCAACGUGACCCCCCGGUUCCCGAAAGAGCUCAGCCACGGUGGAAUGAACCACCACGGCUCCAUGCUGGGGGUGGGCCCCCCGCGUCCCUUCAACGGAAGCAAUGGCCAUGUGUACGAGAAACUCUCCAGCAUUGAGUCUGACGUGUGAGAACAAAACUAAAAAAGGGGGAGGAGGAGCGGACGAUGGCGAGGGAGGAAGGGGGUGGGGGGGAGUAAUAGAGGCAUGUACUAGUGUUAGGAGAUCAGGGAUGAUUUUAAAAGACACUGUCCACACACUGCAACCCUAGCCCAUAUUGGGACAGCACGAUUAGUUAAGAGGAGAGGACUAGAGACUGUGACAUAGAGAAAACAUAGAGUACAAAAUCUGGGUUAAAAAAUCAGGACACUCUGAGGAGGUGUGGGAUGUUAACCCUCUCUCAGACACGGCCAAAGCUACUCUACUUUUAUGUCCACUCACGGUCAAUCAACAUCCCCCCCCUCUCCCUCCCUCAACAUAACACAAAUGCGCUCGACUCCCCAAGUCCAUUAUUUUCACCCACCGGUGACGCAGAAGUCGAUGUACUCGGCUGUUAUCGCAAAGAGGCGACAGCUCAUCUUUUAGUUUGAUACUGGACGUGUGAGCCUGGUGCGAUGCGAUUGGCUUGUCGACGCGAGAGCUCCCGCCGAGGCGCCUCUGAGGAAAAGACUGGCGAGAGCGAGCGAGCCCAUCUGCCCCUGUGUCACCGCCGAACGGAGACGUUGUCGCGCUUACCGCAGCCGGCGACACAGGAGAUGACUCUCUGCCUGUCUCUGUGGAAGGAGACAGCCCGGCCUGUCUGUGUCCUCUCCGUCCCAACUCGUCUCUCCCCCACCCCCACCCCCACCCCCCUCCCCUCCUCCUCCUCCCUCCUCCUCAUCCCCCAACGCCAAAUGAGCUGAUCUUGUUUGCUUUGAGAAAUACAAUCAUGGAUGAUAAUAAGAUAUUCUUAUAGAAAACAAAAAAAACAGGGUAUAAGAACAACAAUAAUAUUGAUAACAUUGUGAAUAACAAAGAUGUUAGCGCUGAUUAUGAAAUAAGUUUGUUUUUUUAAUUUGUUUUAUGUUCCGCUGGUAUGAUAUUUCACUACUGUUUUAGUACCUGUAGUUGGAUCCUGUGGUCCUGCUGUGGCAGCAGGACGGCUGUUCUGAGUUCAACCAACCAGCCAGAAAGACUGAGUCCUUAACUUCUUCUUUUCAAUGGUUUCUGUAGAAUAUUCUACUUCAUGCUCAUACAUUUAUUUGCUCCUUGUGGAAAAAAAUCUGGAUCUGGAAAGACAUGUUUAGAGCUGACAGAUCCUUCUUUAAUGUUUCAAGACGUUACAAAUGAAGUGCACACACAAACACAUUCACUCACACUUUAAACACAUGCGGAUUUUGUCGGUCUGAACUUGUGUUACUGUGAUCGGCGCGUUUCGUCCGAAAGCUGAAGAGGCUGAGAGGAAGGACGUGUCUUAAUGGUCUCCAGUGGAUGUGUCCUCCGGUUCACGCGCCCGUCCCCGCGCGGCAGGCAGCGCCGGGACGGACCGGCAUGCUUUGACUCGGUGACUCUCUUCACGUUCUAUUGAGCCAAAGCUGCAGUGGGAAUUUACAGCAAGGCUUUGAGACACUGCAGCCGAUGGUUUAGCUCCAAGAGGAGAUGUUUUAUAACUUCGUAAGAAAAUUGAUUUCAUAUGUCGAACGUGGGCAGCGCUUUACGAACCAGAUGUAUUUUUAGGAUGUCACGGAUAGACCGACCGCGUCUCACUUCACAACACGGCAGCCUUUAGACCACUUCUUUUAUUCAGGUUACAUGAUGACAGUCACCAGGCACUCACCUUUGUAUGUAAUUUAUUUUCCCGCCUCUCACCAGUAUCUCGUAGAAGGCGUUAACUUAUUCACUCACGUCAGCAGUCUGAGAGGCGCGCACAGAACGCUUUGUUUGUACAUUGUGUAUGAUAAAUAUAUGCACUGCUGAUAACAAAAAAAUGUGUAGGAAAAAUGGUGUCGCCCUGUGACAAGGAUACCGAUUAAAGCUCGAGCCGAGGAGGAUGUCGAUUUGGGAGAGGCCUCUUCGACACUGACAGAGGCGUCCGGAAGGCGUCCCGAAGGCGUCCUGAAGGCGGCCAUCUUGCGAACGCUUUCCGGCUUUUCACUUUAACUGAUGUAGAUAGUAUUUUUUUUUUGCUGGAGAGGCCUCAUUGUAUUGCACAGGACCUUUUUACUCGGUGUAGGUUCAGGCACUUCAGUAGACAUGCCUUAUCAUCCCAUCACCAUGCCCCCCCCAACCCCCCCAACCCCCCCAGAGCUGUCUGAUGAUCAUUAACUGUAAAUGUAUACGUACUAUUAAAAGGUUUGAUCUUCGAUUAGCUGGCGGCGUCAGAAGUUCAAGGGCUGCGGGAGAUUGCGAAGGAGUGCUGGCCUGAGCCUGGAGCUGCUGGAGUGUGUAGAGUGUGAUCUUUGUCCUUGCGGACUUCUAUCUUAUAUCCUUAUCUAAAUGCACCAAUGUAAUAGGUUGCCGUGGCGUGCGUGCGUGCGUGCGUGCGUGCGUGCGUGCGUGCGUGCGUGCGUGCGUGUGGAAGCAAAUCACGAUUGAAUGAUAACCGCUGUUUUUUUCUGAUAACUAUUCAUAAGUUCAACAGCCUCUCCUCCUACUCGUCCCUCGCUCCACAGACAACACCAUCAAAGUGAGACUGAUCGAGUUAGCCUUAAAUCAAACUGAUCCAUCCAUCUACCCCCCCCCCCCACAACCCUAUGACUCUCCUAAUGAAUAGAUUGGGAUCUCUGGAAUUUUUAUACGCACACAUUUUUCGAGAGUUCAGGUCAACCAUUAUCAGCGAGACGGUAUAAGAAGGAGAACGGGAAAUGACGGGGAAAUAAGAAGGAGCAGAAGAAGAGAGACUUUGGAGCGGGCAUCAAUCAGUGUCAGCAUUUGUACGUUCAAUCUUUUCCUUGUAAAUAAUAUAUUUAAAACUCUUUUCACUUUGUACAGUCGACAGACAGACAGGAUGUAACUUUCAAUAUGUUUUACAGCAAUUUAAGAAAUAAACAAAACGAUAAUAAAAACUGAUAAAAACGAAAAAAGUCAUCGACAAAAUUAUGCAAAAAUAUACUUAAGACACAAAUAUUACUAAUCAUAAGUGAUAUAAUUGCACCUUUUUACUUUAAGUCUCAUGUUUACUUAAUUAUAAUAGUUUACCAAUCAGUAUACUUAUUAUGUUAAGAAUUAUGCUUUUUUUCAUAUUUUCACUAACGUGUUGGAAAUCGAGGAUACUUUACUGUAGGUGUAGACGUUUGGUGAUUAAAAAAAGGGGGAAAGUUUAGUUUUAGGAGUCUUCGCUAAGUUUCCCUUGAAUUGUGUUAGAUUCUCUCUUUUAAGGUAAGCUCUUCGUCAUGCUUUUUGAGAUCGACUCAAUUAUCUACACAUUUAUGGAAUACAAUAUUACAUGUAUACAUAGAUGAUAUUUGCAUAUAGAGGCAGUAUAUUGUGAUCCUUCAUUUUUAAGCAGCAAUCCUUGUUAAAAAAACUUACAAGAUAUUUGUGUUUUUGUUGCCCUUUUUUUUUUUCUUUCUUCUCACCUGGGCUCUUUAACGGUGUUUGCACACAGAAUUUAGAGCCAUCGUCGGCCUGGCCUAUCCUCUUCCCUCUCUGUGUUUGGGAUAGACAUCACUGUGGUAAAGGAAUACACACACACACACACACACACACACACACA
Molecule: messenger RNA, 9759 nt
Organism: Perca fluviatilis (European perch)
Lineage: Eukaryota; Metazoa; Chordata; Actinopteri; Perciformes; Percidae
Gene: grin2ba
Product: glutamate receptor ionotropic, NMDA 2B
Exons: 17
Coding region: 963-6197 (1744 amino acids)
Biological process (GO): monoatomic ion transport; synaptic transmission, glutamatergic; excitatory postsynaptic potential
Cellular component (GO): postsynaptic membrane; postsynaptic density membrane; NMDA selective glutamate receptor complex
Molecular function (GO): transmitter-gated monoatomic ion channel activity involved in regulation of postsynaptic membrane potential; NMDA glutamate receptor activity
Source: RefSeq, a predicted model, not a curated record